AUGGAGUCUGUUGAGCUGGCCAAGUUUUAUCCGCACUAUAGCGAGGCGACUACUGAAUUUUCAAAAUGCAUCAAGUUUGAGAAUGGGUUGCGCUCAGAGAUCAAGAAAACAGUUGGAUACCAGAAGAUCCGUGUCUUUGCUGAUUUGGUUAAUAGUAUCUGGAUCUAUGAGGAGGAUAAUAAUGCUCAUUAUAAGAUUUUCAAUGAGAGGAGAGGUAAGCACCAGCAGAAUCAUGGAAAGCCUUAUGAUGCUCCUGCUGGGAAAGGUAAACUGAAAGUUGCUGAUGGUAAGAGAGCUAGUAGGGGAUAUGCUCCUGCUAGCGUGACCGGGCAUGCAAUAUCUGAGUGCAAGCAUAAGGAGAUGGUUUGUUUCAACUAUAGUGAAGAGGGACACAUUGGUAAUCAGUGUCAAAAAUCGAAGCAGGCACAAGCUGGUGGAAAGGUGUUCGCUUUGGCUGGGACUCAGAAAGCUAAUGAAGACAGAAUUAUCAGAGGUACGUGUUUCAUUAAUAGUACUCCUUUAAUCACUAUUAUUGAUAUUGGUGCUACUGAUUGCUUUACUAGUGCUGAUUGUGUUGAAAUAUUGGGUCUUAUGUUGUCUUCUAUGAAUAGAGAGAUGGUCGUCGAUACUCCAGCUAAGGGAUAG
This is a messenger RNA of Vicia villosa (hairy vetch), 645 nucleotides long. RefSeq lists its product as uncharacterized. Bases 1 to 645 code for a protein of 214 amino acids. The transcript is spliced from 2 exons. The record is from RefSeq and is a predicted model, not a curated record. NCBI's taxonomy places the organism in Eukaryota, Viridiplantae, Streptophyta, Magnoliopsida, Fabales, Fabaceae.